Hyaloscypha bicolor E is the source of this 828-nucleotide messenger RNA. Its product is annotated as DUF1711-domain-containing protein. The record is from RefSeq and is a predicted model, not a curated record. Lineage: Eukaryota; Fungi; Ascomycota; Leotiomycetes; Helotiales; Hyaloscyphaceae. Gene Ontology annotation, biological process: chromatin remodeling. Bases 1 to 828 code for a protein of 275 amino acids. The transcript is spliced from 2 exons. Gene Ontology annotation, cellular component: Ino80 complex.
AUGUCUUCAUCAAGCAAACCGGCGAUGGCCUCCACCAGUCGACGAAAGUCUUCGAAGAGCACCUUAACCGUCACCCUCAAACUGACACCCAAGGCUCUGCAGAGAUUCGAACCUGCCACACUAGUCAAGGAAGAAUCUCCAUCAAAGGAGUCUUCAUCAACAAUUUCGAAUCCACCGCCUGUCGCACCGAGCUCAAAUGGAGACAAUCCAUCCGAGUCGAAUGUCAAUACACCUGCUGCCAACGGCACACCUGUCCCCUCGUCGAUGCCACCACCGACUGAAGGGGUAAAGAAGAAGGGUGUGAAGAGAAGUGCAGGGCCUGCGUUAGGACCAGAUGGGCUCCCCAAACCAAGGGGCAAGCCGGGCCCGAAGAAGAAGGCAAGAUUGGAGGAUGGUUCAAUCGACCACUCGAGUACGGCACCGCGAGCCCCGAAUGCUACAGCGGCUCACAAACUCGGUCCAAAGGCCAACCAAGGCGCUAUCAACGCAGGUCUUCGUGCCCUCGAUCGGUCUGGCAAGCCGUGUCGCAAAUGGCAGAAGGGCAGCUUCACACUCAAGAGUUUCACUGGUGUCGUUUGGGAGAUUCCACGCUGGACAGCACCACCAAAGAUCAGGGCUGAAGGUACCUCGGGAGAUUCUGCAUCAGGGGACAGCAGCAAAGAGAACAAGGACAACAGCCAGCUGGCGAGUGAGAAGAGCGAGAAGAGCAAUGGUGGCGCUGACAUCGAACUUGGCAGCACGGCUAGCAACAACGCCAGCUCACCAGCACCAUCAACCCUUCCGCCCUCGUCCGCACCAGCGGCCCCCGCCGUUGCUGCUUCCGCAUAA